Messenger RNA from Entrophospora candida, 303 nucleotides. NCBI's taxonomy places the organism in Eukaryota, Fungi, Glomeromycota, Glomeromycetes, Entrophosporales, Entrophosporaceae. The record is from the annotation of a GenBank genome assembly.
AUGGAAAUUCCAAAAAAAGAUGCUAAAGAAAAAGCUUUAAGGAACAAUAAUUUAGAUCUAACCUGGGAGUUAAAUAUUACUCAGUUUUGUCAAGUACAUUAUAUGAGCCAUAUCAUGAAUGAGUACAAAAAAAAUGAUGGUGAUAUAGAGGAUGUAGACAUGAUCAUUGAUGAUAUAGAAGAUGUAGAUGUGAUUGAACGUUGCACACCCCAAACACCAACGCCCCGAAAUGAACAAAUCAAUGGCCAAAAUGACCAAACACCAAACGCACACUCAACUCAACAAACAAACGCGUCAUCAUAG